Messenger RNA from Hyphopichia burtonii NRRL Y-1933, 1338 nucleotides. RefSeq names its product protein-arginine N5-methyltransferase (gene RMT2). Lineage: Eukaryota; Fungi; Ascomycota; Pichiomycetes; Serinales; Debaryomycetaceae. Gene Ontology annotation, cellular component: nucleus; cytoplasm. The transcript has a single exon. Gene Ontology annotation, molecular function: protein arginine N5-methyltransferase activity. Gene Ontology annotation, biological process: peptidyl-arginine methylation. The record is from RefSeq and is a predicted model, not a curated record. The coding region runs from base 1 to 1338 and encodes 445 amino acids.
AUGUCGGACUUACAUGACUUGUGCAAGUUUGGCUCGAGGCCAGUCAAGAGGGAGUACGUGGACCAGUUGAAGCACUACCUUAAGGCCGGGAUUCCCUCCACGUAUACGGUGGAACAGGCCUAUAAGUACACCAACAAUAUUGAAGACGAUGAAGAGUCAUCCAAUACCACCCCCUUGCAUUUGAUUGCAUCCUUCAUGCCUGGAGAUGCCAGUUCGGAGGAGUUGGAGGUUAUAGAUGAAAUGGUGACCAUAUUGUUUGAGUACGGUGCGGGAUGGUGUUUCACCGACAUUAAUAAUGAAACGCCAGGAUGUAUUUUGAUUAGAAGAAACUUGAAAAACACUCCCAUUUAUCAGCAAAUCGUUGAUGCCGGGGUCAGAGCAGAGUUGUUAUUGAGAAAGGUCAGUGAGUUUGACAUGGAGGUGAUUGAGGAUACCGAUGAUUUAAACCAUGAACAAUUUCUGUCGGUGAAGAUCGAAGAAGAUGAAAAAAAAGAUGAUGAAGAUGAAAAAAAAGAUGAUGAAGAUGAAAAAAAAGAUGAUGAAGAUGAAAAAAAAGAAGAAGAAGAUGAAGAAACAGAAGAAAAAGAACAAGAUGUAAAAGUGAAUGAUCCCUCUGACCCAGCUUACAAUCAAGCAGCUUACCUUGAAACCAAACUCGAAUACCGCGAUGACGCUCUCAUAACAAAAGACGCUAAAGACGGGGUCAUGAUGUCCUGGGAAACUAAUCUCAUGCAGAAAGGAUGUGACACGCUUUUCCAAAAAGGCUCCUACAUAGAGCCAAAUGAACUCGACUCCGAAAUCAACGUCUUAAAUAUCGGGUUUGGGAUGGGGAUCAUUGAUUCGAUGAUUCAAAAGGAAAAGCCAACAAAACACUACAUCUGUGAAGCCCAUCCUGAUGUCUUGGCCAAAUUGAAAAGAGACGGUUGGUACGAAAAACCAAACGUGGUUAUAUUGGAAGGUAGAUGGCAAGAUAAACUAUCUGACUUAUUAAGUAGUGGCUCCAUUUUUUUCAAUGGUAUUUAUUAUGACACUUAUUCAGAACAUUAUCAAGAUAUGUUGGAGCUUUUCGAUUGUAUCGUUGGUUUGUUAAAACCCCAUGGGGUUUUCUCCUUCUUUAAUGGUUUGGGUGCUGAUAGACAAGUCAUUUACGAAGUUUAUAAGAAAUUGGUGGAAUUGGAUUUAUCCAAUUAUGGCUUAAAUUGUAAAUUCACCGAAGUUAACGUUCCUGACUCUCAGUUAAAAGAAUCCUCAGAUAAAAGUGUCUGGGAUGACGUGAAAAGAUCCUACUGGUCCUGUCCUAUCUACUACCAUCCGGAAGUUAAAUUCAUCGACUACUAA